This is a messenger RNA of Plasmodium gallinaceum, 510 nucleotides long. Its product is annotated as glycosyltransferase family 28 protein, putative. The record is from RefSeq and is a predicted model, not a curated record. Lineage: Eukaryota; Apicomplexa; Aconoidasida; Haemosporida; Plasmodiidae. Gene Ontology annotation, molecular function: hexosyltransferase activity. The coding region runs from base 1 to 510 and encodes 169 amino acids. The transcript has a single exon. Gene Ontology annotation, biological process: dolichol-linked oligosaccharide biosynthetic process.
AUGUAUUUAUUUGUCACUGUUGGAUCAACUAAAUUUGACGAAUUAAUUAAAUUCAUUGAUAAUGAAGAAUUUCAUUUUUUUUUGAAAAAAAAGGGAUUUGCAUAUAUGACUAUACAAAUAGGCAAUGGUUCAUAUAUACCUAAAUUAAUAUAUAAAAAUAAAGAAGAUAAUAAUUUGUUAAAAAAGGUAGAUUAUUUUACGUUUAAAAGUAGUUUGGAUUAUUUUUAUGAAAAAUGUGACUUAGUUUUAAGUCAUGCAGGAGCAGGAACAACAAUUGAAUGCUUAAGAAAAAGAAAGAAAAUUUUGAUUGUCGUUAAUACAAAUUUAAUGAAUAAUCAUCAAAUGGAAUUUGCUGAAUAUAUGUAUUCUUGCAACUAUUUAGAAAUAUGUAAAAAUUUAAAUACUUUAAAAGAUAAUAUACACACAUGUCUGAAUAAAAAAUAUAAGAUUUUCCCAAAACCAAAUAUUCAAAAUUUUUUACAGGAUAUAAAUAAUUUAAUGAAUAAAUAA